AUGAAGACGAUAUAUAAUUUUAAUAGUUUCUUAAUAUCUACACUACCUAUUCACACCACUAUUUCCUCAAAAACAGCUACAAAAACUAAAAAGUUUGAUUGUUCACAACAAACACGCCAUUUAUCAAUAAAUUUAUUUUAUUUAUUAUUAGCAAACAUCAUAAUUCAAAUAUUAUGUUUACCAGGUGUUGAUUCGGAAUUUGUAAAAAGGGAAGGUCCAUAUACAUGUCCAUAUUCAGGAAAUGAUGUAUUAUAUUGUAAACCUGAACAGAAUGAAUUUUUUAAAGUGAAUGAUAGUGUAAUAGUUGCAUGGAAUAAGAAUUUUGUAAUAUAUGCAGGUUCAAAAACUUUAAAUGUAAACCUUUUUAGAAGAGAUACUUCCAACAGCGCCAUGUCUGUUACAGUUCCUGGAUUUCCAGUUUCAGUAAAAACUGAUGAAGGAAGUAUAAGUUUUAAAGCUUCAUUAGAUUGGAUUUUACCUGAAAUUCCUCCUCCAACAUUCCUUAUAUCAUCUAGUUAUGAUUUUACAGUUCAAUAUUAUAAACCCUCCAACAUUAUAAAUAUAUCAUCAGCAACAGUAAUUACAACAACAGCUAUUGUCACGGAAACAAAUAGUAUAAUAGGGAGUGAUGACCAUGAACAUAAAAUGUAUUCGCCCGUAAUAAUCUCUGUUAUUGUCGUUUCAAUUGUUGCCGCUUUACUUGCAUUCAUUGUAAUAGUGCUUUUUACAAUUAUCAGAAAACGUAAUAAUAAAACAGGAAAAGAACAAAACUUUUCAACUUUAUCAACAUCUUCAAAUACGCUAAUGGUAGAAUCAACUCUUAGUGGAAAUAGCGAUGUUAGUGAUGGUUACCAUAAAGAUGCAGCAUUAAUUUCUGACGCAUUUCGUAAGGUAUUACGUAAACCUAACUGGAAACAUGGUGAUGAUGAUACUGACGAGGAAGAUUUUGACGCGAAUUUAUCGGAAGAAGAUCUUGCUCGUAGAAGAGAAGCUAAAGAAUUGAUGAAAAAAGAAUUGGCUGAAGAAGGAACCGGGAUACACAGUGUUUCAAGAAGACAGACAACAAUUGAACAUAGCAGCAUUCGUGAAUGGAAAGAUGAUAGCGAUAAUAUUGAUAAUAUUGAGGGGAGAAAGAGUAGUAGUAGCGAUGUAGGUGGUAUGAUUAGUG
Messenger RNA from Entrophospora candida, 1168 nucleotides. The record is from the annotation of a GenBank genome assembly. Lineage: Eukaryota; Fungi; Glomeromycota; Glomeromycetes; Entrophosporales; Entrophosporaceae.